GUAUGGAAGGCUUUCGCAAAUCGCCAUAGACCACUAUUCUCGACAUGGCGAGUGGGGGAAAAAAUGGGGUUAGGGUUGUCUGUGUGACUGGAGCAGGGGGAUACAUUGCAUCAUGGCUUGUCAAGAAUCUCCUUGAAAGUGGUUACACAGAACAUGCCACUCUCAGAGAUCCAGGAGAUGAGAGAAAAUGUGGGCCUGUGUUGAAUCUACCAGGGGCACAAGAGAGGCUGAAGCUCUUCCAAACGGAUCUCUUGGAAGAGGGCAGCUUCGAUUCUGCAGUGGAGGGCUGUCAAGGAGUUUUUCAUUUAGCCAGUCCCGUAGCCGGUGAUAAAGAGAACACGCCGGAGGAUUAUAUUGUGGCCGCUGUAAAUGGAGUACUGAAUGUUAUGAGAGCUUGUACAAAAGCUAAAUCUGUUAGGCGAGUGGUUUACACCUCAUCUCUUUCAGCAGCCUGUCCGCUGAGUGAUAAGGGGGAAUUAGCUUCGUCAUGUCUGGAUGAAUCAUGUUGGAGCCCUAUCGAUUUCCUCAGAUCUCACACAAAUAAACUGGCCUGGUAUAUGGCGGCCAAGACUUUAGCGGAACAAGAGGCUCUUAAAUACGGUACUCAUAACGAGAUUGAGGUGGUGACUAUCCUGCCACCGAUUGUGCUUGGCCCUUGGUUUACAGAGACGCCUGGUUUUUCAUCUUCGCAAACAGUACUAUCGCUUAUUAAAGGUUGUGAUCUCCCGAUUCACUCACUAUCUUGGGCCGAUACCCUCCACACUUGGGAGCCGCACAAGCUAACCUAGUACCCUGCUCUAAGACCAUGAGAAUUUGCUGGUAGAGUAUGCAGAAUUUGUCUUAUUCCCAUCAAUUCAUUUGCUCGAAAGUUUCUUAAUUCCAUUUUGUGGGACUCUUGCAAUCAUUGCAAUCUUUAGAGGCAUUCUAACAAACAGUUCAUGUGCCUGACUAAGCUUCCACAUUUGCAUGUGUCUACCAGUGAGGUUGCAGUUCUAUAACAAUACUCUACUGUUAUCCUUUGAUAGAAGUCCUCUUGGAAAAAUCUUAGGCAAGGAGAAUGCUGGGAAAGGUUAUGGAAUUUUUGUGCACCUUAUUAAUACUUCUACAUAUUGCAUACAUUUA
Messenger RNA from Cryptomeria japonica (Japanese cedar), 1122 nucleotides. RefSeq names its product putative anthocyanidin reductase. NCBI's taxonomy places the organism in Eukaryota, Viridiplantae, Streptophyta, Pinopsida, Cupressales, Cupressaceae. The transcript is spliced from 4 exons. Gene Ontology annotation, molecular function: oxidoreductase activity, acting on the CH-OH group of donors, NAD or NADP as acceptor. The record is from RefSeq and is a predicted model, not a curated record. Bases 45 to 788 code for a protein of 247 amino acids.